Messenger RNA from Daldinia vernicosa, 1892 nucleotides. RefSeq lists its product as uncharacterized. The transcript is spliced from 5 exons. Lineage: Eukaryota; Fungi; Ascomycota; Sordariomycetes; Xylariales; Hypoxylaceae. The record is from RefSeq and is a predicted model, not a curated record. Bases 48 to 1892 code for a protein of 614 amino acids.
GAAUUCUUAACCAGCAUCUUCAUAUCAAGCGACAGCUAUCAGGCAUCAUGAAUUCAACUAAGGCAACAGCAUUAGAUGUCCUAGUCCCCUCUACUCCAGGACAACUUGUCACCCAUGAAAUCAUCCUUGUACAUGGUUUCAAAACCCGUUCGGACGACCAGAAACGCCUUGCAAAAUUCAAACAUUUGCUCGAGAACUGGGUUACGGUUGCUACCGAUCCUAUUCGCAACCACGUCAACGUUCGCACCUUCGAAUUUGAUGGCGCUUACGUCCUACAUAAUGGACGACAUGGUCUAUCUCAGACUACCAUUGAGCUAUCACAACAAUUUGCAGUUACAAGCGAGGACUCCUUCUCGCCGUUGUUCCGCCGGAGAACAACGGAGGGCAGUCGCAACCGCGUGCCCCGGGCUGCCGUAUUUGUCGCUCACGGAUUAGGCACCUGGGUUGUGAAAGAUUUCUUGGUGCUCUUCCGCGAAGCAUCUAACCGUGUUGACCCUACAGGGUUGGUAUUUCUUGACGCACCAGAGAUGCCUCCUCACAUGACCCCUGUCGAUGUACGAUCUGAGUCUGCCGUAUCCCAAUAUCUCUACGAUCUUACAGAGAUAUACAAGCUCCAGGCGCUGCCAUUGAAGAUCCACGAACUCCAAGAGAAAUUGCGAGUGAUCGACAUGAACUUCAGGCAGCUAACGAAUUUACGCUAUGGGGUUUGUGAAGAGAUCAAAGACGCCGAUGCGGAUCGCGACGAGUACACUAUGAAGAUGUGGUAUGAUAAUGUUUGGAUGUGCUCCAAUCCUCCUCUUACGAUUGAUUCCUCAGUUAUCAAGACGUUUCUUCGAGGAGCCCAAAGUAUGAUACGCUUCAAUAAAGCGACAAAGAUGGAAGAACAGCUGAAAAAGCUUGAGCGGCUCAAACUACCACAAGUCCUUCAAGAGGCAACCACUUGCCAAGGAGUUUACGAUCUCCAGCCUAAUGAUAUUGAUCCCAACACCGAUCCUAACGCAAGCCCUAGCAUGAGCAGCAAUGGGAAAGGGAAACAAAAAGCGGCCUUGCCUUCUGACUCGCCUGGAAAAUAUGGUAUCCUCAGACCCUCGAACUCCAUGACGCCUCUCCCUAAGAUUUCCGAGGAAGUCGAAGCCGAACACCGCCCAGAACAAGCCUUCGGCUUUCGUCUAGAAACCAAAGCUAAUGAAAGCCAUGGCGACAAUUUCUACGAUUUUGACGACGCCAUAGCCCAGCGAAACGAGGCAGUGGAAGCAGGAGAUCAAGAGGCGCUAUCGGCCGCGCAGUCCAGACUGCAGCUUGUCAAAUGGCACCAGGACCAGAAUCUUGGCAAGAACCAUCCCAAAGUCCUCAUUACGCAACGCGAGAUAAUCACCACGAGCCUCGCGUCUGGAAUGUGGAACGGCAAGCCCAUCGAGAAUUGGACGAAGAAGGACUUCUGCGAGAUAGAAGACGAAAUGCGCCACGCCUUCGAAGCCUUGGAAGAAUACCUGGGCCCUCUUCACUUCGAAACCCUUGAAGCACUUGUCGUGUUAUUCAGCGUGCGGGUGUCACUGGUGAGGAACAAGAUGGUCUCCUGGAUUGCUGUCGCCGCAAUGCUGGACAUGAUAAAUGACCGACUAGAUCACCGGAUACCGCUGACGCCGGAGACGAUGCUCGACACAUUGCGCAUCAAAUACAAGGUUGCGUUGACCCUGGCCCAAAUCUCAGAUCGCGGAGAUGCGAUGCUGGGUGAUAUACUGAAGGAUACGGAAGCCCUUCUGGUCACUAUAGGCAGGGAGUACGUGGCGGACUUGACGAUGCUGCGGUUCAAUAUCCUGGCGAGAAUUUCCGAGUUGCGGGAUUUGAGGGACCAGGCGAGGGCGGCAAGAGAGGAGGAAGGAUCGAAUUAG